CGCGCCAAUUCAAGAUGUCAAAAUUUCAAUUUACCCUUUAUUGUUCUGUUGUGUUUUAAUGUUAAUUGUUUUGUAAAAUUUAAGUUUAAAGUGAAUUAAGCCACUAAAAAUAUUCGUGUUAAUUAAAAAAAGAAAUGUCGAGUACGGUGAAAAUAAUUUCACAAUAUACUGAAUCAUCAAAAAUGAGCGAUAUGGAGAAAAUCGAAAAAACCCUUUCGAGGGUAAACAUUAACAGCCCUAUAAAAUCACGACCCAGAAGAUCCACAGUGGCGCCAAAGAAUUACGCUGAGCCUUUAUUAAGUCCAACUAAAAGAAAAAUUGUUUCGAAAUGGCAGGAUGAUAAUACUAGCCCUACAAAAACAAGACGUAACUCAACAGCAUCAAAUACUCCCAAAAGAAGUUUGAAUUUCGAUAAAAUUAACACGCCUGAAGUGAGAACACCAAAUCUUGACGAUUCAUUUAGAAAAACUGUAUUGAAAGUAAACUUGACGCAAAGUCUUGCUGUUAUGGAAAAACCCACACCGCGUCGCACAUCCAAGUUUUUUUACUACGAGUCUACGAGUGAUGAUGAAUCAGAUAUUGAAGAAACUGUAACAGAAAAAAGAAAAGUUAAGAAACCCGAACGACUCAUUGAUUCAAUUAAGAAACCUGAACGACUCAUCGAUUCAAUUAAUAAAACACCCACACGCCGGGGCAGACCACGCAAGUCCGAAAUAGAAAACACCACGCCCUACACACCAAGAAAACGCCGUUCACCAAAAAAAUACAUUGAAUCCGACGACGAGUAUGUAGAAGUUGAGCUUCUAAAAACUCCAACCAAAACUCCAAGAGCUAGAAGACUUACCAUUGCUACCACUCCAAAAAGCGGCACUAAAAGCAGAGCCAAGCUUAUUAGAGAUGGGGUUAUCACACCUUCAAUGCACGCUAGGGAUAAGUCGAUUGCAGGAGAUAGCACACCUCUAAUGAAGGCCAGAAGCCAACUGCAUGUUUCCCAUGUUCCUACGGCCUUACCAUGCAGGGAAAAUGAGUACAGUGAUGUUAAGCAUUUUUUGGAGGGAAAAUUGUUGGAUGGAUGUGGAGGGUGCAUGUACAUUUCUGGAGUGCCUGGUACUGGUAAAACUGCCACAGUAACUUCUGUAAUAAAUACUUUAACUCAAAACAAAAAGUUGCCAAAGUUUAAUUUUGUUAGUAUUAAUGGAAUGAGAUUGACUGAACCAAGACAGUCGUAUGUUGAGAUUUUGAAACAGCUGAAUAAUAAAACUGUACCCUGGGAGCAGGCCCAAUCAAUUUUGGAGGACAUGUUUACAAAAACCAAAAAAAAAUCUGCCCCUGUGGUCAUGCUUAUUGAUGAGCUGGACAUUUUAUGUACAAAAAGACAAGAUGUAGUUUACAACUUGCUGGACUGGCCCACAAAAGCUAAGAAUCAGUUGGUUGUCAUAACUAUUGCAAAUACUAUGGAUCUCCCUGAAAGAUUACUUAUGAGCAGAGUAACUAGUAGAUUAGGUUUGACAAGAUUGACUUUCCAAGCUUAUACCCACAAGCAGCUACAAGAAAUUGUUACCAAAAGAUUAAUAGGAACCAAUAGCUUUAAUUCAGAUGCCAUACAGUUUGUUGCAAGAAAAGUCGCUUCGGUUUCGGGAGACGCCCGUCGCGCCCUCGACAUCUGCCGAAGGGCGGCGGAAAUUGCCGAGCUCGAGAACGAGCAGGGAUUGGUCACGAUGCAGCACGUGAACGAGGCGCUUAACGCGAUGAUAACGCAGCCUAAGGUGCGUGCCAUCAAGCACUGCUCCAGGCUGGAGCAGCUCCUUCUGCAGACCAUCGUUGCGGAGGUCGAGAGAACAGGGGUGGAGGAGACCACCUUCAUGGACAACUACAAAAUGUUUGUGUCAGUGGCGGCCAUCGAUGGGUUCAAGAUGGUCUCGGUUACCAACGCACUAGCAGCUGUUUCGCGCCUUAGUGCAUGUCGCUUGAUUUUGACAGAUUCCAAACGAAGCGACAUCUAUCAGAGGAUCAUUCUGAAUGUAAGCGUUGAUGACGUCUACUACGCUCUCAAGAAGGACUAACUUGUAGUAAGAUUUUAUUUAUUAUGCCUUGAUAAGUUUUAAAUAUAUUUUUUAUAUAA
Brassicogethes aeneus is the source of this 2122-nucleotide messenger RNA. Lineage: Eukaryota; Metazoa; Arthropoda; Insecta; Coleoptera; Nitidulidae. The record is from the annotation of a GenBank genome assembly.